AUGGAUACAAGUAUAAAAUUUGACGAUUCUAUAUAUAAAUCAGCUGAGUAUUAUCGAAAUACAUCAGCACCAUCACAUGAUUCAAAAACAAUUAUUAAAUAUAUUGCACCACGUGUUAUUAAAGCUAAUCCUACAAACAAUCCUCAAGGACUUCAUCGUUGUAUAGCUUGGGCAAAUGUUGGUUCCAAUUUUGCCACAACAGCAGUAAGUCAUGGUCUUGCAUCACUUAUUCAAAAUUCAAAAUAUUCAACAAUGUCAUCAAUUCAUAGCAUUGAUGGUAAACGUAUUAUUGAUGAACAACGUGAAUUAGCACAAGUAACUGAAACAUUUGGUAACACAAUAGUAAAAUAUUGUACUUUACAAGCACAUAAUCGUAUUCAUGAAUUACAAAUACAAUGGCUUGAAAAACAUCUUAAAGAAAACGGUGUAAUUGUGGAAAAAAUGUUUCAAAUAGAAAUGGAAAGUGCAAAAAAAAUAAUACAUGAAACUUUACAACAAAAAUCAAAUUUAGAAAAAAAAAUAAAUGAAGCAGAUAGAACUACAAAAGCACAUGAUAAACAAUAUGAACAAUUAUUAGCAAAACGAAAUACUUAUAGUCAAGAUUUAUUUGAGUUUGAACGUAAAAUAGCACAAAAUAAUGCUGAAUCGCUAUUUCUUCAACGUCGUAUACAUCAUUUCAAUGAUGAAAACAAAUUUUAUUUGUCACGAAAUCAAGUUUUACAUGAUCGAAAAGUUCGUUUACGUUACGAAUUAGAUGAAGAAAUAUUUGCUCAACAUUCAUUACAAAUGGAAUUCCAAGUAUUAGAAAAUGAAAAAAUAACAAAAGAAGAUAUGCAUAUAACUUCUCUUGAUGAUGUUAAAAAAUCACUUGAUAUAACAGAAGUAGCAAGUAAUCAACCAUGGAAAUAUUAUGCUGAUCAAUUAACUGAUGAAGUUCAACGUAUGCGUAUUGAAUUUGAACAAAAACUUGAUGUGCAGCGGGAAGAAUUACAUCGAAACUUUGAACUUGAACUAUAUCGUUUUCAAGUAUAUAAAUCAAGUUCAGAUUCAGCUAUAACAAGAGAUAAUCUAGUAAAAUUAGAACAACAUCAACGCGAACAAAACGAUGUUGCACAACAAAUAGCCUCUAUACAUGGAAGUAUUAGUGAAACAAUUAUGAAAAUAAAAACAAUAGAAAAACAAAUAAUAUCUGAAAAAUAUGAUUAUCAUAUAAAUGCAAAACAACAAAUAGAUUCGCUUUAUCAAAUGAUACGAGAUCGUGAACGACAACUUGAUGAAGCUAUUCGUGAUCGAACAGUAUUUAAACAACAAAUUGAAUUUUUUAAAGAACGAGUUGAUCGUUAUUCAAGACAAAAAACAGAUAACUAUCAUAAUCGACCAGUAAGUGUUCAAGACAUUUAUUCAUCAUCGAAAUUGGCAAGUUCAUCUAUUCUUAAAUCAACACAACGAUCAUCAUUACAAGAAUUGAAAUAUGAAAGCAAUGAACAAAAACGUUCUUUAACACCACAUUUAUCACCAAAGACUACUAGUCAAUCGACUUUUUCACAACGUCCAAAAUAUUCAACGAUUAUGCGAAUUGACGAAGAUGAAGGUACAUUAACAAAUUUUGCUGAUUUCAAUAUUGAUCAAGAUUGUGAAGAACUCUACAGAUUAUUAAAUAAUUCUAAUAUAGAUGAAAUAGCUAUUAUUCAAGUACUUUGUAAUAGAAGUGCUGAACAACGUUUGGAUAUUCGAGAUAAAUUUAAACGACUUUUUAAGCAAAAUCUUAAUGAUGCUCUUGAAAAGAUACAAGAUUAUACUUUAAGCAAACUUUUAAGAAUAUUAUUAUUAUCACCUAUUGAACGUGAUUGUUUGGAAUUAAGAAGAAUAUUAAAAAGACCAACUAUAGAUGAAGAUAUUCUUGCAGAAAUAUUCUUUAGUCGGUCAAGUAAACAUAUUGAAACAAUGCGAGAUCGCUAUAAAAAAUUAUACAAAAAUUCAAUUGAACAAGAUAUUAUUGGUGAUCGAGAUAGUCCUUCAAAGAAACUAUUUCUUGCUUUAUUAAAAUCUAAUCGUCCAGAAAGUAAUGAUAUUGAUGAUAAUGAAAUAUUAAAAGAUGCCAGACAAUUAUGUGAAGGGGCAACAACAUGGAAAACCGAUGGAUCAAUAUUUGUUCAACUUCUGUGUACUCGCAGUAACGCACAAUUGAGAAAAAUAUUUGCAAGCUAUCAACAAUUUGGUAAAACUGAUAUUGAACAAGCUACACAAGUUUAUACUGAUGGUGAUCUUUAUCGUGCUCUUAUGGCUAUUGUUCGAAUUAUUCGAAAUCGACCACGAUUUUUUGCUUAUGAACUCAAGAGAAGUCUUAAAGGUACAGCAACAAAUGAUGAUCAUAUAAAUCGUAUAAUCGUUACACGUUGUGAAGCUGAUAUGGUUCAAAUAAAAAAUGAAUUUGAACAAAUUGCAAAGAAAUCACUUUAUGAUUCUAUUCAAAUGAAUACAAGUGGAAAUUAUAGACGAGCACUUCUAGAAUUGUUACGUCAUCGUAUUGACGUAAAUAGUACAAAAUUAAAAUUAGAAUCUUUGAAUCAACAAGCAGGAAUGCUCACCAAUGAAAAUCUAAAAGGUGCAUCGGUACAAUGGAGAGAACCAAUUGAAAGAAAUGAUAGGAAUGUAUUCAUUAAAUCUACAUUAGAACGUAGUGCUAGUGAUCAAGCAAUAAAUGAAAAAGGACAAUAUGAGGUUUAUCAAUCAUCGACUAAAUCUUUCCAUGGUCAAUUUGAUCAUAAUAAUCUAGGAAAAAGUAAUAGUUUAUCGACAAUAAAUGCAACAAGAUCGAAAUCACUACGUAUUGAUCGACGUUCAUUUGUACCAAUGCCAACAACUGCUGAAAAUCAUUCACAAUUAAAUGAUGAUGCAGACUAA
Messenger RNA from Rotaria sp. Silwood2, 2904 nucleotides. NCBI's taxonomy places the organism in Eukaryota, Metazoa, Rotifera, Eurotatoria, Philodinida, Philodinidae. The record is from the annotation of a GenBank genome assembly.